UACGGCCGCAAGAGGGCGCGAGCUCCACUAUGGCGGCGCGCCGGCCGGCAAGGAAAAGAGGUGGUCCGCCUGGGAGAUGGAGAAAUUGGGACGGAGGAGCAGCGGCGAGAGGGGGCCCAGCCUCCUUCCUCAGCCGCGGGCUUCGGCACCCUGCCCCGACAAGCGCUCCACGCCGCCCGCGCUCUCAGGGUGGCCCCGCGGCGUCCGGAAGGUGACCGGGGCGCUCGGCUGCGCGCCUACGUCGUCGCCCGGCUUCCAGCCCGUGACCCCCCGGAAAGAGACAGCCAGGUCCUUCGGGGCGCCGCGCUCCGAAUGGCACGAGGGGCCGCCGAGAACGCGGGAGAGCGGGGACGCCCGGGCGCCGCAAGCCCCGCCCCGCGGCCGGCGCCCUGACAACGCGAGCGGCCCGGGCGGCGCCGCGGCUCCCCGCCCCUCGGCCGGCACCAGGCGGGGCUGGGACCAGAGCGCCGCCGCUGCCGCUGCCGCCGCCGCACGAGCCGAGCUGCUCUGCAGAGCCGGACCGGGACCGGGACCCGGAGCGGGGCCCGGGCCGGGGGCGGGGGGGGCCGCGGCCCUCGCUCCACCUUCUCCCAUCAUGAGCCAAGGAAGUCCCGGGGCCUGGGCCCCCCUCGAUCCCACCUCCGGGCCCUCAGCGCCCCCAAACCCGUUCGUGCAUGAGUUACACCUCUCCGGCCUCCAGAGGGUUAAGUGCUGCCUCCUGGGGGUGCUGCUGGCCCCAAUCCGAGUGCUUCUAGCCUUUAUCGUCCUCUUCCUCCUCUGGCCCUUUGCAUGGCUCCAAGUAGCAGGUCUCACUGAAGAGCAGCUUCAGGAACCCAUUACUGGGUGGAGGAAGACUGUAUGCCACAACGGCGUUCUUGGUCUGAGCCGCCUGCUCUUUUUCCUGCUUGGCUUCCUCCGGAUCCGUGUUCGGGGACAGAGGGCCUCUCGCCUGGAAGCCCCUGUCUUGGUUGCUGCUCCCCACUCAACUUUCUUUGACCCGAUUGUUCUGCUACCCUGUGACCUGCCCAAGGUUGUGUCUCGAGCUGAGAAUCUUUCUGUGCCUGUCAUUGGAGCCCUUCUUCGAUUCAAUCAAGCCAUCCUGGUGUCCCGUCACGACCCAGCCUCUCGCCGCAGAGUGGUUGAGGAGGUGCGGAGGCGGGCUACCUCAGGAGGCAAGUGGCCUCAGGUACUAUUUUUUCCUGAAGGCACCUGUUCUAACAAGAAGGCUUUGCUGAAGUUCAAACCAGGAGCCUUCAUCGCUGGGGUGCCUGUGCAGCCUGUCCUCAUCCGGUACCCCAACAGUCUGGACACCACCAGCUGGGCCUGGAGGGGCCCUGGCGUACUCAAAGUUCUCUGGCUCACAGCCUCUCAGCCCUGCAGCAUCGUGGACGUAGAGUUCCUGCCAGUCUAUCAGCCCAGCCCUGAGGAGAGUAAGGACCCCACCCUUUAUGCCAACAAUGUGCAGAGAGUCAUGGCACAGGCCCUGGGCAUCCCAGCCACCGAAUGUGAGUUUGUAGGGAGCUUACCUGUGAUUGUGGUGGGCCAGCUGAAGGUAGCAUUGGAGCCACGGCUCUGGGAACUGGGAAAGGUGCUACAGAAGGCUGGGCUGUCCCCUGGCUGUGUGGACACAGGGGCAGAGCCAGGCCGGAGUCGAAUGAUCAGCCAAGAGGCAUUUGCCCAGCAGCUACAGCUCUCAGAUCCUCAGACAGUGGCUGGUGCCUUCAGCUACUUCCAGGAGGAUGCCAAGGGUUUGGUGGAUUUCCGAAAUGUGGCCCUUGCACUAGCAGCCCUGGAUGGGGGCAGGAGCUUGGAGGAGCUGAUUCGCCUGGCCUUUGAGCUCUUUGCUGAAGAGCAGGCAGAAGGACCUGGUCGCCUGCUGUACAAAGAUGGCUUCAGCACCAUCCUGCACCUGCUGCUGGGUUCGCCCCGCCCUGCUGCCACAACUUUGCAUGCCGAGCUCUGCCAGCCUGGAUGCAGCCAAGGCCUCUCCCUCCGUCAGUUCCAGAACUUCUCCCUCCACGACCCUCUGUAUGGAAAGCUUUUCAGUACCUACCUACGCCCCCCACACAAGCCUCGAAGAACCUCUCAGAUACCAAAUGCCUCACCCCCAAGCAGCCCCACUGCCCUGGCCAACGGGACUGUGCAAGCCCCCAAGCAGAAGGAUGACUGAGCACCUCAGCCUCCCACUCCUUCCUCAGCUCGAAUCCAAUCCCCCCCCUCUCAGGACAGCGCCAGAGGCCUACCCCAUGCCUCAGCCCCAUCUCUGCUCCUGUUUGAUUUUUUGGUUAUCAUUGUUUUUUAAGUUUAUUUUGAUUUUUUGUUUGGUGGGGUUUUUUUGUAAAAGACUAUUUUAUAUAUAAAUAUAAAUAUAUAUCUAUUAAAAAAAAAUGAAGCU
Onychomys torridus (southern grasshopper mouse) is the source of this 2395-nucleotide messenger RNA. It is a transcript of the gene Lpcat4, whose product is annotated as lysophosphatidylcholine acyltransferase 4. The coding region runs from base 77 to 2170 and encodes 697 amino acids. Gene Ontology annotation, biological process: phosphatidylcholine acyl-chain remodeling. NCBI's taxonomy places the organism in Eukaryota, Metazoa, Chordata, Mammalia, Rodentia, Cricetidae. Gene Ontology annotation, molecular function: 1-acylglycerophosphocholine O-acyltransferase activity. Gene Ontology annotation, cellular component: endoplasmic reticulum. The record is from RefSeq and is a predicted model, not a curated record. The transcript has 14 exons.